Drosophila gunungcola (fruit fly) is the source of this 1367-nucleotide messenger RNA. RefSeq names its product serine protease snake. Gene Ontology annotation, molecular function: serine-type endopeptidase activity. Bases 134 to 1099 code for a protein of 321 amino acids. The record is from RefSeq and is a predicted model, not a curated record. NCBI's taxonomy places the organism in Eukaryota, Metazoa, Arthropoda, Insecta, Diptera, Drosophilidae. The transcript has 3 exons. Gene Ontology annotation, biological process: proteolysis.
AGACAAAAACGCGAAUUUUCCCAGUGCUUAUUAGCUCUCCUGAGGUGAUCACACUUAAGCAGGUCUCGAAGAGAAGCUCAUUGACAACCAAUAAUGGUUUUAGUUGCUCACCGAUCGUAGAGGCGGCCACACGAUGAAAAGUGCGUUCUCUGGCAAGCUUGUUCUGCUGGAAGCAAUCUUGCUGAUCCUAUCAGUCGAUUGGAUAAGUUCUCAGGAUCCGGAUAUCGUAAGAACCUGUACAAAGUAUAAGAAGAGCGUUUGGGAGGAGACAUCUGAGUUCGGUUUCCUGAUGGAGGGGUCUCCCUCUAUCUUCAAGACCUCGGACAAAUGCACGAGCUAUGCACCGCUUAUAAUCGGAGGAGGCCCCGCUCUGCCCAAGGAGUUUCCGCACGCCGCCCGCCUGGGACACCGAAGCGAUGAUGAUAAUGGCCAGCUGGAAUGGUUUUGUGGCGGAACACUUAUCAGCAACCGGCAUGUGCUAACUGCAGCGCACUGUCACUUCUCGACUGUAGGUUCAGUGAAUAUCGUUCGCCUUGGGGAUCUGGAGUUCGACACCAACACUGACGAUGCCGAUCCGGAGGACUUUGAGGUCAAGGACCACACACUACACCCCGACUAUAGCUACCCGGCUCUUUACAACGACAUCUCCGUGGUGCGGUUGAGCAGAGCGGUAACCUUCAACGAGUACAAGCAUCCUGCGUGCCUUCCCUUUGUCGACGGCCGUUCUGUGUCCUCCUUCAUCGCCAUCGGCUGGGGUCAAUUGGAGAUCGUGCCUCGAACCGAGAACAAGAAGCUGCAGAAAGUGAAGCUCGACAAUUACAACACGCGGUGCACGAUCACGACGGAAAAGAACGAGGAGCUUCCCGAGGGCUAUAACCACACCACCCAACUUUGCAUUGGAUCCACCAAGCACAAGGACACCUGCAACGGCGACUCCGGCGGACCGGUGCUGAUCUACCACAAUGCCUACCCCUGCAUGUACCAUGUAAUGGGUAUCACAUCCGUUGGACUGUCCUGCGACACCCCUGAUCUGCCCGCCAUGUACACAAGGGUACACUUCUAUCUGGACUGGAUUAAGCGGCAGCUGGCCAAAAUUUAGUAAAUCAGAACCAUAGAAGAAAAGCCAUGACAAAAUUAAACAAGUGCCAAUAUUGUAGGUAAAGUAUUCAACGAGGUUUGUUAUUUAACAAUUUGUUAGAACCAUUUUUUAAAUUGGAAAAUUUGAAAAAUUGGAUGUAAUAAAAAAUAAUACAAAAUUAUGAUGAUGUUUGCCUUAAAAGAAAGUGAAUUUGUUGAUAAGUAAGCGAGGUCUAGCAUUUUUGAAAUAGUCCCAAAAUGGCUUUGUCUCAACUUUAUUUCUCUAUUAA